AUGACGACGGCCAUCCUGGAGCACCUGAGCACCCUGUCGGUCAGCGGGCAGCAGCUGCGCCGCCUGCCCAAGAUCCUGGAGAAUGGGCUUCCCAAGAUGCCUUGCACAGUCCCCGAGACAGAUGUGCCCCAGCUGUUCCGGGAACCGUACAUCCACACAGGCUACCGCCCCACGGGCCACAGGUGGCGCUACUACUUCCUCAGCCUCUUCCAGAAACACAACGAGGUGGUCAACGUCUGGACCCACCUGCUGGCGGCCCUGGCCGUCCUCUUGCGAUUCUGGGCCUUUGCCGAGGCCGAGGCCUUGCCCUGGGCCUCGGCCAGCACCCUGCCCCUGCUCCUCUACGUCCUGUCCUCCAUCACGUACCUCCUGUUCAGCGUGCUGGCCCACCUGCUGCAGUCCCAGUCGGAGCUCUCCCACUAUACGUUCUACUUCGUGGACUACGUCGGGGUGAGCAUCUACCAGUACGGCAGCGCCCUGGUCCACUUCUUCUACACCUCCGACCAGGCCUGGUACGAGCACUUCUGGCUCUUCUUCCUGCCGGCAGCCGCCUUCUGUGGCUGGCUGUCUUGCGCCGGCUGCUGCUAUGCCAAGUAUCGCUACCAGAAGCCUUACCCGAUCAUGAAGAAGGUGUGUCAGGUGGUGCCCUCGGGGCUGGCCUUCAUUCUGGACAUCAGCCCCGUGGCCCACCGUGUAGCCCUGUGCCACCUGGCGGGCUGCCAGGAGCAGGCCGCCUGGUACCACACCCUCCAGAUCCUGUUCUUCCUGGUCAGCGCCUACUUCUUCUCCUGCCCGGUCCCCGAGAAGUACUUCCCCGGCUCCUGCGACAUUGUGGGCCACGGGCACCAGCUCUUCCACGUGUUUCUGUCCAUCUGCACGCUUUCCCAGCUGGAGGCCAUCCUCCUGGACUACCAGGGGCGGCAGGAGAUCUUCCUGCAGCGCCACAGCCCCCUGUCUGUCUACAUGGCCUGCCUGUCCUUCUUCCUGUUGACCGCCUGCAGCACCGCCACGGCCGCCCUCCUGAGGCGCAAAGUCAAGGCCAGACUGAUGAAGAAAGAGUCCUGA
Molecule: messenger RNA, 1065 nt
Organism: Pipistrellus nathusii (Nathusius's pipistrelle)
Lineage: Eukaryota; Metazoa; Chordata; Mammalia; Chiroptera; Vespertilionidae
Source: the annotation of a GenBank genome assembly